GGUUCUUCAUUGACAGAGCUGUACUUCUUUUAACUCCGAAAACCCUAUAAACGCCAUAAACCAUAACCGUAGGAUAGUUUAACGUCUAAUUCACUGAUUCCUUUAAUCUUGAUUCUCUGAACCUACACUCUUUUGUUCCCUUUAAUCUUUUCAAAGCAUUUCUCAGUAGCAGUUCCAUCAAAUCAAAGGGUUCUUCAAUCUGAGGUGUGCUUGAAAAAAUGGAACUAACAUGGUUGAGUGCCAUUAUUGUUGGUGCUGGAUACCUUGCUUUGGGUUACUUCAUUGGUUCCAAAUACCCACCUCGCUUCCUCUUCUCACCUAAACUUUCCAUUGACAACACCAACCGGAACAGCAACACGAAAUCUAAACCCAAAGAGUCCCUUGAGAUUGAACAGCUCGCUAACAUUCUCGAUGAUUUCAAAAUGGUAUUGGUGGUACGGAAUGAUCUUAAAAUGGGCAAAGGGAAGAUUGCUGCUCAAUGCAGUCAUGCAACUUUAGGCCUAUAUAAAAAGGUCCUUCAUCGAGCACCAAAGGCUUUGAAUAGGUGGGAGAUGUGUGCACAGCCUAAGGUGGUUGUGAAAAUUGAAAGUGAAGAAGAUAUGCUAGCUUUGCAAGAAAGGGCUAAAUCACUGAAGUUACCCACCCAUAUCACAAUUGAUGCUGGGAGAACACAGAUUGCACCAAAUUCCAGAACUGUGAUGGCAAUUCUUGGACCUGUUGAAGUGGUAGAUGAUGUAACAGGUGGACUGAAACUGCUAUAGUUUUCUCUCCAAUCAAGAUGAUUAGGCUUUACCUAAGUUCUCAACUUUUCAUGAAGGUUAACUGAUCAAACUUCUUGGAGAUUACAAGAUUACAUCCCUUCUUAGAUUUGCAUGCCCACAGAGAAUUUGCAAUUAGUCAUUUAGUUGAUACUAAUGAUGAUGAUGAAAACUUUAAUUUGAAAAUAGGAAUCAUCUGUACUGAAAAUACAGAAUGCUGCAAUUAAGUUUAUGUGAAAUGUUUUGAUAAGUGGGAUAUAUGCCAGGUGGAAGAAUAAGACAUUGGGAAGUGUGUGGACGGUUUCCAUUUUAUUCUAUUUCACCAUCAUUAAUACAAAAUUAAAUUAGAACGUGUUUA
This is a messenger RNA of Arachis stenosperma, 1116 nucleotides long. RefSeq lists its product as uncharacterized. The transcript is spliced from 7 exons. The coding region runs from base 219 to 761 and encodes 180 amino acids. Gene Ontology annotation, molecular function: peptidyl-tRNA hydrolase activity. The record is from RefSeq and is a predicted model, not a curated record. Gene Ontology annotation, cellular component: cytosol; mitochondrion. NCBI's taxonomy places the organism in Eukaryota, Viridiplantae, Streptophyta, Magnoliopsida, Fabales, Fabaceae.